AUGAUCCCUCUAAAGACCUACGGGGAGUACUCAGACCUCGUGAUAUCCUGCGGAGGAAGGGAAUACCAUAUGCAUAGGGCCAUCGUAUGCACGCAGUCCGAGUUCUUCUCUGCAACUUGCCGCGGAAGUUUCAAGGCUAGAAAGAUUGACCUCCCAGAUGAUGACCCUCGGCUUGUCCAUAUAAUGGUACAUUAUCUAUACCACUUCGACUAUGACGUACGGCUACAACACGAGCGUAGUGGUUUUGAUGGGUUAGAAAUGGACGGAUACGAAACCAACGUCAAUGAACCGGCAGCGGACGCCCUUCUGACUCAUGCAAAAAUUUACGCCUUAGCAGAGAAGUACUUGAUCCGUGGAUUGAAGGCUGUCGCGCUUCGACAAUUCAAGGCGGCGGCUACUGUCUCCUUGGAUAUCGAUGAUAUCCUUGGGGCAGCGCUAGUGGUGUACGAAUCCACUAUUGAAGAUGACAGAGGCUUAAGAGAUGUCGUCGUGGAAACCCUUUGUAAGCAUUCCGAAUGGCUAGACGAGGAGAAGGUGCGAGAUGUGGUUAAGGAGCUGGGAGCUUUAACGUAUGAUAUCGUUAUAUAUAUGCGCCAAAAGCAUAGGUUCUUCUAA
Messenger RNA from Neurospora tetraspora, 615 nucleotides. RefSeq lists its product as uncharacterized. The record is from RefSeq and is a predicted model, not a curated record. NCBI's taxonomy places the organism in Eukaryota, Fungi, Ascomycota, Sordariomycetes, Sordariales, Sordariaceae. Gene Ontology annotation, molecular function: protein binding. Bases 1 to 615 code for a protein of 204 amino acids. The transcript is spliced from 3 exons.